AUGUUCAUGAUCGUCCACGUCCCACUGUCGCUGUCGCUGGUCGCUGUCAGUGCCCUUUACAAACAACAGUGAGGCAGUGACAUUUUGUAGAUAAAUUUUCGCAAGGUUCUUUAGGGUGCACUCCUAGUUAAUUAAUAGUUUCUUUUUACAGUUGCCUCCCAAUUUACUUCUAAGCACAGAGAACUGGAAAUAGAGAAAAUAUAGUGUGAGAGAAAAAGGAGGUCUUCAACUGAGAGCAAGUUUACCCACCACAACGGAGAGCCCCAGGCAGACGGGGCCACAAGCUCGUGUUUCGGUGAAGGACAACGCUCCUUCCACCAAGCGACGCUGGGUCCCACCUUCUACACUGAGACAUCAAGAUGCUCUUACGCCAGAAUCACGUAAUGACCUGGUUUUCCGCAAAGUCCGCGGCAUUCUUAAUAAACUCACCCCAGAGAAAUUCAAGAAGCUGAGCGAUGAUUUAUUGCGUAUCGAACUACAGUCCAACGUUAUCUUGAAGGGUGUCAUUUUUCUCAUAUUCGAGAAGGCCCUCGACGAACCGAAAUACUCGUCUAUGUAUGCGCAGUUGUGCAAGCGACUGUCAGAAGAGGCACCUAAUUUCGAAUCCCCCGAUCAGCCCACUUCCUUUAGAGUUCUUUUACUUAAUAAGUGCAAGCUUGAAUUCGAAAACAGAGCCGCUGCCCUCGAAUACAAUGGAGCUUCUUGCAACAACUUUGCCGGCUCCGAGGAGGAGGACGAGAGACGGCAAAUCGCGAAACGCAAAAUGCUCGGCAACAUCAAAUUCAUCGGCGAAUUGGGAAAACUGGAAAUACUAUCGGAAAACAUUCUACACUUAUGCAUCAAGGAAUUGUUGGUUAGACGUGGCGACGACUUCUGCGAGGACCUGGAAUGCCUCUGUCAGAUUUUACGGACCUGCGGCCGCAUCUUGGACACCGACAAGGGUAAAAACCUCAUGAACCAAUACUUCGGAAGAAUGAGAAUGUUUGCAGAAAACCAAGAUUUACAACCAAGAAUCAGAUUCAUGUUGAGAGACGUGAUUGAUUUAAGAGAAAAUGGAUGGGUGCCGCGAAAGGCAAUCGUCGUUGAAGGUCCGAUGCCCAUCAACCAGAUCAAACCCGUGGACGACGAUCGUCCUGUAGCUUUCAGAAGAGACCGAAACCACGACCGAGACAAUGACAGAUCUAAUAUUUCGGACUUGUUCCGUCAUCCUAUGAAGACCAGAAGUGGUCUUGAUGAUAUGCUUAUGGGUAUAAGUUUGUCUCCUUCCGCUCCAUCCCUCAUACCCACUGUUCCACCAUUUGGGGCGCACAACGGAUUCAGCAGCCAAAGGGAUGGCAGUUACAGGGGGCACAACAACCAACGCAGUGGCGCGUACAAUUACAACAACCAGAGGGGGCAGUACAAGCACAAUCAGAAUAACUCCAACUCACAAUUUAACCAAUCGAACAAGGACCUAGCUCCCCGUUUCAAGAAGAGCAAUUUGAUAGUCGGCAAAGAGGAGAUGGCAGAUGUUGAAUUGAGACCAAACUCGAUGUUGAUAACGAAGGCUUCUUCGUUGAAAAGUAACAACAUGAUGAACAAUAACAAGACAAUGGAACCUAACUUUGCACCUUCUACAAUUAAACAACCCCCGUCGACAUUGCUCAAAGACCCUCUACCUAUUAAGCAGGUGCCAGCUGAGAAACCUAAACAAUCCAAAAAAGACAAAGGCCCAAACAAAGAGGAAGUUCUUAAGAAAUUUAAUACUUUAAUAGAAGAAUUUUGGAAAGGCGAAGUAGAUCUUAAGCAAGCGAUUAAUUCUUACAAAGAGCACAAAGUUCCCGAUAAGUUUGCCAAAGAGAUGGUACUGAGCGGUUUGUCUAAUGCUUUAGAGAAAUCUGAUGUCGAACAAGAAAAAUUGAUCAGAUUUUUGAGCAACCUCAAAGAAGACAACCUGAUCAGCGGCAAUACUGUCCAGGACGCGUUUAAGUCACUCUGUAAUGUAUUGGAAGAGAGAGAAAAUGAGAUUAACAAAGUAACAACCGCAGCUUCGGUUCUGUUUGCUACAGCGAUUUGCGAACAUCUCGUACCCCUUUCCGACGUUGCCAAUUUGACUGAGAACGGAGCACACCACCCACUGUUCCUGUUAGUAUUGCAGAAUAUACACAAGAAGAGGGGAAAAAGCGAAUUAUCGGAAAUGUUCGGAAAGAGUAAGAUCAACUUGAUGAGCCAACUGCCAGAUUGUGAUAAGACUAAAGAACGGUUGUCAGAAAUUCUAGAAGAAAGAGAUCUAACGUUCCUAUAUCCAUUGCUACGUAUACAAGCUGAUCUUGCUCGUCAACUUCAAGCCGAUCCCAAUCCACAAGCGUUUUACAAGUGGAUCAAAGAAAAUCUAGAACCUUCAAAUUUUAACGAUCCCGGAUUCAUAAACGCUCUUAUGACUGUUUUGUUGAAAUAUAUUACACAGGAAUCAUCUGCUUGUGGCGAUGAAAAAGCAAUUAUAGAAAAGGAAAAUGGCCUCUUGAAGCGAUACCAACCGAUAUUGCACGCUUUCCUGCGCGACAAAUCCAGUUUGCAGUUGGUGGCACUCUAUUCGCUCCAGAUGCAUUUCCAUUCGCUGGGAUUCCCGCGCGGUCAGCUCUUGAGGUGGUUCAAUGCGCUCUACGACAUGGAGAUUGUCGAUGAAGAAGCGUUCUUGAAUUGGAAGGAGGAUGUAACUGAUGCAUAUCCAGGCAAGGGCAACGCUCUGUUUCAGGUUAACCAGUGGUUGACAUGGUUACAGGAAGCAGAAUCAGAAGAGGAAGAAGGAGAUGAUUGAACUAGGAAUUAAAAAAAAAAAUAAAAAAAUAUAAGUGGCGUGAUUUUCACAUAAUAGUAGAAGUUUAAACCUAAGUUAAGUUAUUAAAAUAUUAAAAAAUACAGGAAACGUAAUGGAGGUCUAGUCUCCAUUCAUUACUUCGCUAUUUGUUAUCUCGACAAAAAAUUUCUCGUCUUGAUAGACUUUUUUCUAAUUUAAUAUAAAAGACAGUUUCGUUGUACCUUACCAGCGUUGGACUGAGGGCGUUGAGUGGUAGAUCUUUAUAGGAAGUGCAAAAGACAUUUUGUUCGCGUCUUAUAAGUGUAAACUGGAACGAAAGUAACAUGUUUUUCAUCGAAUACUUUUAGAUAAUAUCAACAUCCAUCAAAAAGUGUUCUCUGGCAUGUCCAUACAAUAAGAUCAGAUACGAAAACUGCCGAACAUUCAAUGCCCCUUAACAUCUGCGUGGCCACCUGCGUAAAUCGACACCGUCUUUAGUCCUACACUGGGAUUCACAUAGCCAGUAACACAAUUGUGACGCCGAAAUUUUUUGUGGGACCCUAGGUUGAUUUUUUUAGUUAAUAUCUUCUUGUGCGUGGACGAUUGAUUAUACUCCAGUCUGAAGAACUCUAGUGGAAUUUUUUUUUGUGAAAUUAUACUUAGAUAAACGUAAAGAUUAUUUUUUAUUCUUUGUAAAUGGUAUUUUAUUUUCAAUGAUCAUGAUUAAUAGAUCUGUAAGUGUAGUUUCAUCUUAGGGUUUCUUUUAACCAUACCUUUAUUUUGAUUAAUAAAUUUUUUUUACAUAAAACUAAUAUUUUGUUGAAUAUAAGACACAUUUUAAGAUAUGAUGUAGUACUCGACAAAUGAAGUAUUCGUUAUGGGGAUUUAUUAAAAGACUUAAAAUGUUUUAAAGUUAAAGCAUUCAUUUAUACUUUUCUGAAGCUGAAGUCUGUCGUUGACAAAUGAUUUGAUGUUCUCAGUUCCAUUAAAAUAUAGAUAAGGUGCAAGAAUUGCGCAAAAAUGAACACUAAUAAGACUGAAUAAAACCUUAUAGGAUAGCAGCAACUUUAUCCGCUCCAAAGAACUCGUCUACUCCUGCAAUUGCUUCUUAAUGACACGAAAAGCGCUGGCCAGCUACGAACUUCUGCAAUAAAGUCCCGAGUGUCAACAAGUGAACAUUUUUGUAGCACCCCUGUGACAGCUGCGCAUCGUUCAACACGGUUCCCAGUGUUGUUGUAAAACAUGUUAAGCAUUAACUCAUUAUACAAAUCCGGCUCGAAGGACCAUAUAGGUGUAUGUAACUUACGAUCCAUUUAUUGUGUAAACAAUUAUUGUGUUUUGUUUUCUAGUCUACCAAUCAAAAAAUACACUGAAUUAUGCAGUUUAUUACCGAUUACAUUUUUAGAAGUCGAGAGUAGUAUUCUCCAAUUAUGGUUUUAUCUUCUUUAAGAUGGUCAAUCUGCAAAAUUCUUUUCGCAUCACAAUACACUGAAGAGAUGACUGUUUAAUUCAAGGUUCGAAGUGCGACCAACAAGUUCCUUUGAUAUCGUAAGGACAUUGGCAAGAUGAUUUCCAGUGUAGUUGUUGUCUUUAGAUAUCCUUCGUGUUGAUCAUUUUCAACAGUGUCACGGCCACUUUUAAACUGGGUGCUCGUUUCUUGCAGAAGGAAAAUCAUGAAAGAAAUGAAUGAAAAUUCAUUUGUUUUAAAACCAGAUUUUUUUGGGCUCUACGUUUUCUUGUGAGAAUCAUUUGAAAGUGCUCAUACAUAGGUCAUAUAUUACUAAUAUGAACAUGUAAAAUUUGAUUUAAAAGACUGCCUUGUUUUGAAAUGUGCCCUAUACUUUUACACUACACAUUUUUUCGUAUAAAUUUUGGGAAAUUUAAUUUUUGGAAAAGUAACAUUUAUUUUUUAAUUUUGAGAUGUAUUAUAUUUGGUAUUUGAUAUUUAGUUUGUUAAUGAUUAAGGAUGAGACUGCACCUAUUUGCUCACCACCCAGAUGACUGUGUUAAGACAUAAACGAGCUUUUAUUCUGUAAUACUUUUAUAUACAAAAAUGUGUUCUAUUUUUUGUGUAACUCGUGUCCAAGUAAUGUAUUUUCUCAAGUAUUUUUUCGUUGUUUAAACAUUUUUUUUCAAUACCCUUAGGUAACUUAAUGUGUCACUAAGAAACAACUAUACUGUGAACGUUUUGUGUUUAAUAAACUACUCGAUGGUAUUUUUUGCUAUCGAUGUCAAUUUUA
This is a messenger RNA of Diabrotica virgifera virgifera (western corn rootworm), 5016 nucleotides long. RefSeq names its product eukaryotic translation initiation factor 4 gamma 2 (gene NAT1). Lineage: Eukaryota; Metazoa; Arthropoda; Insecta; Coleoptera; Chrysomelidae. The transcript is spliced from 12 exons. Gene Ontology annotation, molecular function: mRNA binding; translation initiation factor activity; protein binding. Bases 554 to 2797 code for a protein of 747 amino acids. The record is from RefSeq and is a predicted model, not a curated record. Gene Ontology annotation, cellular component: eukaryotic translation initiation factor 4F complex.